Molecule: messenger RNA, 463 nt
Organism: Ixodes scapularis (black-legged tick)
Lineage: Eukaryota; Metazoa; Arthropoda; Arachnida; Ixodida; Ixodidae
Product: calcium-activated chloride channel regulator 2-like
Exons: 4
Coding region: 93-440 (115 amino acids)
Source: RefSeq, a predicted model, not a curated record
ACCUGAUACACCACUGGGCCAACCACCGCUAUGGGGUCUUCCCAGAGCACGCCUCUACUCCUGACAAAGAGGUUUACUGCAGUCGGGGCAAAAUGCAAGCCACAAGAUGCAGUGAGGAGAUUGAGUUUAAGAGAAGCGAAAUCCCUGACAGAUUUUGUCCAAGCUUCGACACCUGCAUGAACCAGGAGUACGAAUGCAACAUCACCUUCCACCGGGGCGAUGGAGCAGCUAAAACAUCCAUCAUGUUUCUACCGUACAUUGCCGGGGUAUCCCAGUUCUGCGACAACGACACUCACAAUUCUGAAGCUCUCAACAUGCAAAACGAGCGCCACUUUAGACUCUCCACCUGGGAUGUGAUUAUGCAACAUGACGACUUUGUGCGGUCAACAAUAGGAUCGGAUUCUUGCGACACUCCUUCGGUCACCUCAUUCGCCACGUGAUAAACGACGGCGAGAUGGUGGGC